Messenger RNA from Nematostella vectensis (starlet sea anemone), 1313 nucleotides. Its product is annotated as astacin-like metalloprotease toxin 1. Bases 107 to 1090 code for a protein of 327 amino acids. The record is from RefSeq and is a predicted model, not a curated record. Gene Ontology annotation, molecular function: zinc ion binding; metalloendopeptidase activity. The transcript has 9 exons. Lineage: Eukaryota; Metazoa; Cnidaria; Anthozoa; Actiniaria; Edwardsiidae. Gene Ontology annotation, biological process: proteolysis.
GCAAGAACUCGUCUGAAAGUCGACCGUGAUUAUCACACCGGCUACAACCAAACAACGCGAGUCGACACUAAAACGAGGCGAGAACUGUGACGCGGGAAAACUCACAAUGCUUCUCUUGUUGCUACUUGUUGGUGUAGGUUUGGCUCACAAUCCCGAAGAAAAUGUCGGCAUAAAGGACCCGAAUCUGUUUGAGGGAGACAUCGUUCUCAGCCCGGACCAGAGACUCGCGGCCAAGAUGGGACUGGACGUGACUCAUCCGGCGUCCGCCCGAGGAUCCGUGCGGACCGGACAGUGGCCAGGAGGUGUACUCGUAUACACCAUAGACCCCGGGCUCGCUCAAUACAGCCAGGCAAUGUCUGCGAUCGAAGCUGGGAUGAAGAUGUGGACGGAUAAUACUUGCAUCCGCUUUAAGGAGAGGACGAAUGAACGCGCCUAUGCUACAUUCCAUUUUGGGUCGGGAUGCUCUUCUGAGGUGGGUAUGAAAAACCGACAGCAGCACAUCAGCCUUGGAAACGGAUGCUGGCAUGCGGGAGUUGUCGCACAUGAGAUCGCGCAUGCCCUUGGUUUCUUCCAUGAGCAGUCACGACCGGAUAGAGAUAACUACGUCACCAUAUACAUCAACAACGUGGAAGUGUAUGCUCGUAACAACUUCGAUAAGUAUCCCCGUGCGACCAUCGACUCACUCGGGACGCCGUAUGACUAUGGAAGCGUCAUGCAUUAUGGACCGACGGCGUUUGGAAUAGGUGGAUUCGUGACUAUACAGCCCAAAAAAGCCGGGGUAACCAUUGGGCAGCGAGACUAUGUCAGCCCAACUGAUGUCAAGCAAAUGAAUCUGCUGUACAAGUGUAGCGCGGGCAGCGGUGGAGAUGGAGGUGAAUGCAAAGACAACGACAAGAAUUGUGAAUACUGGGCAGGAAUCGGAGAAUGCGAAAAGAACCCGACAUGGAUGCAUCGCGAGUGCAAAGUCAGCUGCAAGUCUUGUUGCGCCGAUUAUGUUAAACAUUGCAAGUACUGGGCGGGUAUCGACGAAUGCAAGAAGAACCCAAGUUACAUGCUUAGAGAGUGCAAGAAAAGCUGCAACAAAUGCUAGCUGCAAAUGCAAGGAAAGCCCGGGAUAAUCUGUAACACGUGGUUGAUUUUAUAACGAAAUUAAAAUCGCUUUAAUGACUUUCAAAGGCCGAGGGCUUCCGUGACUUAUGCCUAUACCCAGUCUCUCGCAACCUCUCACAAACACAAUGGCGAUUUCAAAAUUGUUAGUAGUUUAUCACGGUUUAAUCAUAACUUCACAGACAUUAAAAAGAUUGAUUAAUUUU